Molecule: messenger RNA, 2552 nt
Organism: Mus caroli (Ryukyu mouse)
Lineage: Eukaryota; Metazoa; Chordata; Mammalia; Rodentia; Muridae
Gene: Mtif2
Product: mitochondrial translational initiation factor 2
Biological process (GO): translational initiation
Cellular component (GO): cytoplasm
Molecular function (GO): GTP binding; translation initiation factor activity; GTPase activity
Source: RefSeq, a predicted model, not a curated record
UGCCAGUGUCACUUGCCGCGGCUUCGGAGUCCACGAGCGCUCAGGUGCGCUCCCCAGAGGCCCGCGUGGCAGCGGCGGUGUUUGCUUUUUCAUAAUAACGAUUUUUUUUUUUUUUUUUUUUUUUGCAUUUCCAAAUCCUCUUACUGGUCUAUUCAGACAUUUCCGUUAAUGCAGCUACGCAUUUGCAGCAUUCGCACGCCCUCUCCGCUAUGGGAAUUGCCAGCCUGAGUUCUCGGUUGCCGCUAACCUUAUGGCAGUAGGAAUGACCCCUUCUUGAGUCCACUGUCCUCUGUAAAGUGAGAGGCGUUGGGAUAUUUAACAACCAAGAUUUCUUCCCAGGAGAAAUAUGAACCAGAAGCUACUGAAGUUGGAAAACUUGCUACGGUUUCAUACUGUUUGUAGGCAGUUGCACAACCCAAGUCAAAGAAGACUCUCAGCAUGGUGUAAACAUGGGUUUGCACCAGCUUCCCCAGUGUGGAGAGAUCUGCUGGGUGCCCGGUCCUGGCAGACAGACAUGCUCAUUGGUUCAGCUUUGCAUCAGCACAGACUUCUUGUAACAAAGAAGGAAAAAAGACCACCAAGAUCUCAAUUGUCUCCAGUAAAAACUAAAAAAGAGGUAGAAGUAUGGGUUGGAAUGACUGUUGAAGAUCUAGCCAGUGCCAUGGCAAAAGAUAUAGAUUGUGUAUACGAAGCUUUAUUGAACACUGCCAUUGACGUAGAUUCAUUAGAAGCAAACUCACAUUUAGACGAAGUCUGGAUCAAAGAAGUUAUAAAGAAGGCAGGAAUGAAGCUGAAAUGGAGCAAAUUAAAACAGGAGAGAAUUAGAGAAAAUAAAGAUGCUGUGAGAAGGCCUGGGACAGAUCCAGCUUUAUUAAAACCAAGGUCCCCAGUUGUUACUAUAAUGGGUCAUGUUGAUCAUGGGAAAACGACCUUACUUGACAAACUUCGAGAAACUCAAGUUGCAGCGAUGGAAGUCGGAGGCAUCACUCAACACAUUGGUGCUUUUCUUGUCUCUCUGCCUUCUGGAGAAAAGAUAACCUUUCUUGAUACUCCUGGACAUGCUGCCUUCUCAGCAAUGAGAGCCAGAGGAGCUCAGGUCACCGACAUUGUUGUGUUGGUUGUAGCUGCAGAUGAUGGAGUAAUGAAACAAACUGUGGAAUCCAUUCAGCAUGCAAAAGAUGCAGAAGUUCCUAUUAUCCUUGCAAUCAAUAAGUGCGACAAGACAGAUGCUGAUCCUGAAAAGGUGAAAAAAGAGCUCCUGGCUUACGAUGUGGUGUGUGAAGAGUAUGGUGGUGAUGUUCAAGCAGUGCAUGUCUCUGCACUUACGGGCGAUAACCUGAUGGCUUUGGCAGAAGCAACAAUUGCUCUCGCAGAAAUCUUGGAACUGAAAGCAGAUCCCACCGGUCCAGUGGAAGGAACAGUAAUAGAGUCUUUCACAGACAAAGGAAGAGGUCCUGUUACAACAGCUAUAAUUCAAAGAGGAACUCUGAGAAAAGGCUCAAUUCUAGUUGCUGGGAAGAGUUGGGCAAAAGUUCGACUAAUGUUUGAUGAAAAUGGAAAAAUACUUAAUGAAGCCUAUCCCAGCAUGCCAGUGGGAAUCAUAGGCUGGAGAGACCUCCCUUCUGCAGGAGAUGAAAUUCUUGAAGUAGAAUCUGAGCCAAGGGCCCGUGAAGUUAUUGAAUGGAGAAAGUCUGAGCAAAAAGAAGAAAAAGGCAAAGAUGACCUGAAAAUAAUGGAAGAAAAGCGAAAGGAGCACCAAGAAGCCCAUCGGAAAGCCCGUGAGAAGUAUGGCAGUCUGCACUGGAGAGAGAGAUCCUAUAUAAAGUACCUUGAAAGAAAAGAACAGAGACCCUUAAAGCCCAAAGAAAAGGUAGAAAGGCAAUCAAAUGUACUUCCUAUAAUUAUUAAAGGUGACGUUGAUGGGUCUGUGGAGGCCAUCUUGAACCUUCUGGAUACCUAUGAUGCUUCCCACGAAUGUGAACUAGAAUUAGUACAUUUUGGAUUGGGUGACAUCAGUGAAAAUGAUGUUAACUUUGCUGAGACAUUUGAUGGUGUUAUUUAUGGUUUUAAUGUGGAUGCAGGCAGUGCUAUUCAGCAGUCAGCUGCACAAAAGGGAGUUAAGAUUAAACUUCACAAAAUCAUCUACCAUCUUAUUGAAGAUUUGCAGGAGGAACUAAGCAGCAGAUUGCCCCACACACUGGAGGAGUACCCAAUAGGUGAGGCUUCCAUACUAGCUACCUUCACUGUAACAGAAGGGAAGAAAAAAAUUCCUGUUGCUGGCUGCAGAGUUCAAAAGGGACAAUUAGAAAGACAGAAGAAGUUUAAAUUAAUCCGAAACGGCCAAGUUAUUUGGAAGGGCUCAUUAACCUCACUGAAACACCAUAAAGAUGACAUUUCAGUUAUAAAAACUGGUAUGGACUGUGGUCUUAGUUUAGAUGAAGAAAAAGUCGAAUUCAAACCAGGAGAUCAAGUCAUUUGUUAUGAAGAAAAUAAAGUUCCAACUAAGACUUCCUGGGAUCCAGGAUUUUAAAAGCACACUAAAAAUGGUAAAU